GUUUGGUCUCAGCAUUGAGGUCUUACUGGAAUUGCGGUUGCACUGCGCAUUCCCGCUCGUACAAUGUGGAAUGAGCAGGCAAAUUUCGUGGGCCUUAUCUUUCGAACGCCAGAAAGAAUAUUUCCAAAAUACUUCAGCACUUGUAUCAAACUGAGGACUUUCUAUUGCCUGUCAGAUGCCUUCCUCCAAAAUGACACCCGAAGACUCCAUGAAGAUCACACGCAGUGAUCUGAAACAGUCCAGUCGUUCUCCUGGAGCGUCUAUCGACGACGUGCAGCACCUCGCCUCAUACAACUGGAUCGACGCUUUGACACCUGUGGUUGUCGUUCCUGGCGUUCCACCUCUCUGGUCGCCCCCGAGACUGUCUCAACAACUACCAAAAGAUUCUGGCCUCGUCUACAUAAACCAAAACGCAGCUCGACACCCAGACAGUCCACUGGAGCCCUUGUUCCGUGCCUUGUACAUGACAAAGCCAUCCUUUGAUAUAGGCGCAGUCAAUGUUGUGACCGAUCGAAACAACAUACGCAAACUACUGUCCUUCGUGAUGGUGGAUGUCGACAAGGAAAGACCAGAUUCAUUUACUAUUGACGUGGAGAUGGUCAAGAACACAGCGUUGUUGUGCCGCAAUAGCCCGCUCAAUCAAGAACACAUAGGGCCGCAUGACUUCAGAGGCUAUGGCCAUGAGUUCGAAAGAACAUACACCAAGACUCAGAUCCCUGGGAGCACCGGACAUCAUCGGAUCAUCUCUUAUCGCUUCUGUGGUAUGACCUUCGUCGUUCGCCAUGAGACAGAUGGAUACUACGACUCUAAUGCGGGAAACAAUUCCAACGAUAGCGCAAGCACUGGACAAGACGGCAUACUAGCUGGCAAGCUAAGCUCUCUGUCAAUAUCGCCAUCCAACGAGGUUCCAUGCCAUACCACUACUGGUUCCAAGCUAGCAACCAAGACAGAGGGUUACGAGGUUCCUCUCUCAGCCACCCUUGAGAUCAAGACUCGCGCCUCUCACAGAGUUCUGCAUAUUGCAGAUGUUGCACCCCAGCUUUGGGUCUCCCAGACACCAAACCUAGUGCGGGCGUACCAUUGCCGGGGCAGAUUUGAGGUGCCGUUAGUAGAAGACGUCUCGGAUGAUAUCAAAAGUUGGGAGUUGGAACAUGAGCAAUACCUACAGGACCUGGCUUUGGUCAUCCAAAAGAUAUCGGAUUUUGCGAAGCAGUGUGGCGGAAAGGCCGUCGUCACUUACGAUCGAUUCCUGGAUACCUUGGUGUUGCGGAAGGCCGAGCUGAAACGUAUGCUUCCUGACGAUUUGUAUCGUCACUGGACCGAUCGUACAGAUUCAUUCUCGAUAGAGCAGACUCGAGACGAGUUGAUUCCACAGCCAGAAGUUGAUCAGAUGUCACAAACCAUGAUCACGAUUGGCGACCAAGAAUACUCGAUCGAUAUAUCUCAGAUACCAUACCUUUCUUCGUUCAGUUCUUUCCAGAGAAAAGCUAAUCCCAAUGAGGGAAAGCUUGCACACGGUCCCAUUCCCCUUUUCGACGUAGCCUUGAAGGGCCUUGAAUCAGGCUACCGCCACUGCUUCCGCGGUAUCUCUGCCGACCUCUCGCAGUAUCACACCCUCUGCGAUACGUACGAACUCCUUGGGGUAGAUGUCUGUAGCGGCCAAACUUUAGACGAGCUUGUGCAAGAUCUGAAGGCUGGAAAAUCCGGAUAUGAACUGGAAUACAAGUACUACACCUCAACUAGGGGGGAUAAGACCAAGGCUCGCGACGCGGCUUUCAAGUUCCUGUACCUCUUGUUGCUAGGAGAGUUCCAAGAUGAGCACAAGGUUUCCGCAAAGGUUUACAGCGCAGUACUAUUCGUCAUCAGUCAUCCUGCGACCUUUCGAUCCCGAGCUCGGAUGGUUAUAAGGUUGGCGUACGAGGAGCGUUUCGUAGCGACUAAGAAGCAGAAAGCCGAUCUGGACAAGUGGGACAAGAAGUUCGCUGAGUAUGGACAGAGCGAGGAGGAUGUGACAACCUCGGAAGAGUCGGUUUAUGUCGAUAGCGACUCCUCAUAGGGAUGAAUCGACAUCUGACUGCGAAAGCUAUCUCCUCCAUUUCCGUCGAAAAUGCAGUACGUAAGCGUGUUAGAUUCGUCAUGUUCGUGAUUAGACUGGAGUAAGGCGAAUAGCUCCAUAUGUCCUCCAGAUCCAAACUACGCUCAUCGAUUAUGGUAGGUCGUAUGCACCUCUUCUGACAUAUGGGGAAUGGCCAAAAUCCAAGUGUUGUG
Boeremia exigua is the source of this 2268-nucleotide messenger RNA. Its product is annotated as geranylgeranyl pyrophosphate synthetase. NCBI's taxonomy places the organism in Eukaryota, Fungi, Ascomycota, Dothideomycetes, Pleosporales, Didymellaceae. The transcript has 2 exons. The coding region runs from base 176 to 2056 and encodes 626 amino acids. The record is from RefSeq and is a predicted model, not a curated record.